AUGGAACAAUACUCACAAGAAAACCCACUGUUUGAUCUGCUAUACAUUUUAAGAGGAGGAAUUCCUUCUCAUCCCUACUUAUUUCAUCAUAUCUUUCAAUACUUUGACAAGGAUCAAAAAUUAGCCAUAAAACUCUGCAGAAUAUUGAUGAACUAUCAAGAUUGUAAUCAGAAAAACCAAAAUGGAUUCACACCGCUCCAAAUUGCUGUUAUUUACAAUCAAAUAGGCGCUAUAAGAUAUGCAUAAAAAGAGGGUCGAUUCGAUUUCAAUGAUGAAACGUUAAUGUAAUUAGCAAUCACUUAUGUUUAACUUGAAAUAGUCGAAAUUCUAUUAUUGGAAGAAGGCUUAUCAGUAAUUGAAACAAAUUACAAAAAAUUGAAUACUUAAUCCUCAACCUAUUUAAAAAUCCUAAAAAGGUUAGAGAAAAUAGAAAUUCAAAAGGUGUUGGGAGAGGAUACAUCUGAGUAUUAAGAAAUUGUAGUUAAUGAAGUUCCUUAAUUCCCAAUUGCCAAAACUCCAGGUAAAAUUAUGUCGGAUAAUGUUAAUGAAUGUCUCAUCUCAUCUGCCUAGUGUAUAUAAACAUUAGAAGACAUCAACCACGAUAAUAUUUAAUAGCUGAAAAUUAAAAAAAGCAACCUAUGCACUUAAAGUUCUUGCCAAGAACAUCAAAUUUAAAAAUAGAACAACAAUUAAAUCAAAGAACAAUAAGAAAAUCGAAUCUCCUAUUAGAAUUUAUUUAGAUGCGAAAUCGUCGUUGACUAAUUACUUUCUGCGAUAUUCUAAUUUAAAUAUGUAAUAAAAUAUGCAUAAUUAAGAGCCAUAAUUAGAUUAUGCGAUCUUAUUGUUUCUAACUUAAAACAAAUCGGAUUUCUACUACACGAAUUUGGAUAGCUUGAUUGA
Molecule: messenger RNA, 900 nt
Organism: Paramecium tetraurelia
Lineage: Eukaryota; Ciliophora; Oligohymenophorea; Peniculida; Parameciidae
Exons: 2
Molecular function (GO): protein binding
Source: RefSeq, a predicted model, not a curated record